AUGGCCGACUCGCACCACCCUCGCCGGGGGGCCGUCUUGGACGAGCGGAAGGCAAAGGAGUUGACGGAGAAGUUCCGCCAGGUCCUCAGCACGAAGCGCAUGAACGACCUCAGUGGCCGCUCGCGAUCCGCCUCACCCGCACCCUUCAACGCCGCCAUGCCUCCGGCCACCGCACCACCGCCCUCGUACAGCUCGUGCAUCAAGAACAUCCCUCUGCUACCUCGCGAGCCUCGUGACGCCCGCUCGCUGCGCUUCAAGAACAUGCUCAACUCGCUGUCCAACAUGCCCGUCAAGUGGGAGAACCCGGGCCUCCUCGACGAGGCGCUGCGCUCGAUACCACUGGACCAGAUCUACGGCGAGGCCGAAGAGGAGAGCCAGAUCUUCCUGGCCGAGGCCCAGAGCCUCGGCUCAGGCAAGAAGCCCGCUUGGGGCUACCAGGACUGCGUCGUGCGCGCAUUGCUCCGGUGGUUCAAGCGCUCAUUCUUCUCUUGGGUCAACAACCCCAUCUGCACCACCUGCGGCUCGCCCACCAUUGCCGUCGGAAUGGCCGCACCACUCCCGGACGAACAGGCACGAGGUGCCAACCAGGUCGAGCUGUACCGCUGCUCGCUGGAUCACUGUGGCUCCUACGAGAGAUUCCCCCGCUACAACGACGCUUUCGUCCUCCUCCAGACCCGGAAAGGAAGGUGUGGCGAGUGGGCAAACUGUUUCAGCAUGCUUUGCAGGGCUGUGGGAUCGCGCGUGCGCUGGGUAUGGAACUCGGAGGACCACGUCUGGACUGAAGUGUACUCCGUGCACCGGAAGAGAUGGGUUCACGUGGACGCAUGCGAAGAAGCUUGGGACAAGCCCCGGCUUUACACUGAAGGCUGGGGUAAGAAGCUCGCUUACUGCAUUGCCUUCUCCGCCGACGGCGCCAUGGACGUUACCAGGAGAUAUGUCCGCUCCGGCCGCCACGCUCUGGAGCGCAAGCGGGCAUCCGAGUCCGAGCUGCUUUACAUUAUGAACGAGCUCCGUAGCAUGCGGAGAUCAAAGCUUUCGAAGCAGGACAAGUUCCGUCUGGAAGGCGAGGACAUGGCCGAGGACCGUGAGCUGCGCCGCUACGUCGCCCAGCAGAUUGCCUACGAAAUCUGCAAGAUCAACCCCCAGGAUAUUCUCCGCGGAGGCCACAGCACCCGUUCGCGCCCGGAUCCCGAUGCACAAAAGGCUGCUGAGGGCCGGACCAGCGGCUCUACCGAAUGGAUCCGGCAAAGGGGUGAGGGCGGCGCACACAACCCUCAGAACCAACCUCCCCGGAGAUGA
Molecule: messenger RNA, 1299 nt
Organism: Lasiodiplodia theobromae
Lineage: Eukaryota; Fungi; Ascomycota; Dothideomycetes; Botryosphaeriales; Botryosphaeriaceae
Product: Transglutaminase
Exons: 2
Coding region: 1-1299 (432 amino acids)
Biological process (GO): protein deglycosylation; protein quality control for misfolded or incompletely synthesized proteins; glycoprotein catabolic process
Cellular component (GO): cytosol; nucleus
Molecular function (GO): peptide-N4-(N-acetyl-beta-glucosaminyl)asparagine amidase activity
Source: RefSeq, a predicted model, not a curated record